Ipomoea triloba (trilobed morning glory) is the source of this 3587-nucleotide messenger RNA. RefSeq names its product serine/threonine-protein kinase KIPK1-like. Gene Ontology annotation, cellular component: plasma membrane; nucleus; cytoplasm. Gene Ontology annotation, molecular function: protein serine/threonine kinase activity; ATP binding. The transcript has 3 exons. Gene Ontology annotation, biological process: protein phosphorylation. Bases 405 to 3419 code for a protein of 1004 amino acids. The record is from RefSeq and is a predicted model, not a curated record. NCBI's taxonomy places the organism in Eukaryota, Viridiplantae, Streptophyta, Magnoliopsida, Solanales, Convolvulaceae.
UGAGAGCUCUCUCUCUCUCUCUCUUCCCCAGCUUUGCCAUCCUGCAUUUCUCUUCCCUGAGAAUCAGAAAACAGUUCUUUUAAAAAGAGACCCAUUCUCUCACUUAUUUAGGGUUUUUCAAACUCCACAUUUUCUUUAAUUUAUUGUUUUCUGAAUCUGAAGUGCAUUAGAUCUCUGCAAAUCGUACUUCUCUGAUGUUGGUGGUCUUGACAUAUACUCAGGUGACAUUAUUAAUGAAGAACUGAGAGUGGAUAAGAAACUUUCACUUUCCCUUACAAAUGAAGGUUUGGAUAUGGCCAUUGGUUCUUUAUCCCAGUAUUGUGUUCUGCUUACAAGCCUUAUGAAUAGUUGUCCUAUUUAGGCCAAGUCGUCUUUGAUUUCUGUGCUGUGUUUGCUGCCAAGUAAUGAGUUCAUUUACGCGUGUUUCUGAAAUUGUUGAAUCUAAGGAGGAGCUGAAAUUGGUUCCUCCAUCUGGAAAAUCCCGCCAGGCAAGAACAGCUGAAAGAGACUGGAAGCCUCCUGUGUCGAAAAAGGGACAGAAUAAUAAGUAUUUGGAGGAUGAUAUUAAUCGGCUUUUCGAGGCAAUUGACCUGCGAACGUCAAAGAGUCUGGAUUUGUCGGAUCGACCUAGAAGAGAUGCCUCGAAAAGACCAAUGAGGGGUGGUGGUGGUGGGAAUCAUUCGCCAGGAAUAGGGUUCUCUGAACCAGUCUCUCUAAAACAAGCGUUGCGGGGAUUAUGCAUUUCUCAGGCAUCGGAAAUGGCUGCUAUGAAAAGAUUAUCAAAGGCGCCCGGUUCUCCUAGUGUAUCAGAAGCUGGAAGGUUUACACACUCUUACAGGUCUGUUGAUGAUGGAAGAGGGGAAAUAUCUCCCGUGUCUGAAGAAGGCUCUUCGAGUUUUUCGUCUAGGGUGCCUCAUUUCCUACAUGAAUCCAACUUGAGAUCAGUCCGUAGCGCGCAGUCUUCUCCACGACAUUUCAUGAACCCAACCAUCAAGACUGCCGAGUCUUCUGUAUACCGAAGUGCUAGAAUAGUUCCUGCAGAAAGCACUUCAAGUUUUUCGGAGAAGGUGCCUCGAUACUGCCAAGAGUCCAAGUUGAAGUCACCGAACCAAAGUGCCCUUUCGUCCCCUAGAUUGGUUGGUGAACCAACUUCUAAGAUUACCGGGUCGAUCGUCCAACAAAAGGAGAGAAGGGAGCCCGCCGAAACCAUUUCGAGCCCCUUCGAUGAGGUACCUCAACACAUUCGAGAGACCAAGACGAAGUCACCAAAGCGAAGUACUCCUCUUAGGUCGGUUGAUCAACCAAUAUCAAAAGAUGCAGAGUCGUCUCUUCCCCAUCCCGAUCCCAAGAAGUCUCCAAAGAAAAACAAUUCCUCUCCUCAAUUGGUUGAUAAACAAGCUAUGAAAUCUAGAGAUUCCAAUAGAGUGCAAUGUGAAGCUGAACCUUCAUGUGCCCCUCUUGACAUUCAGUCAUUAGAAACGGUAGUGAAUGAUGAAGACUUCCACACUCACACUCCAGUUCCUUCGGUACCGAUUUGUUCUUCUGUUUACGGGGAAUUAGAGCCAGAAAAGGGGAACACUGCUCCAAUAAAGGCGACAAGAAAUUCAUCUAGAAGUGGUGGUACCUCGGUUAAAGGAGUGCAUAGAGCUGCACCCAAACUAAAACGGAAAGGCAGAUUGCAAAGUGUGCCUUUAUCCAAUGCAGCAAAGAGCAGCAAGGAUCUCAAGUCAACAAGAAGCACAUCUCGUGCCAUAAAACCAGCUAUUCGGAACAAAAAUAACAUUAAGAAGAAACCAAAACCGGAAACUUUGCAAGCAUUAGACAUUUCUCAUCUCUCAGAUGAAAAUGGCGAUACGGUUUCCAGUGACAAAGCUAUCUGUCAGAGGUGUCACUGUGCAUUAAAGGAUGCGAAAGGCGAUUCUAGCAAUCACCCCGCAACUGCUGUUUCUGCAUAUGUGCCUCCUGAAGUCAGCCCGGGGACUGCAAACUGUGGUGCUAGUAAACCUGACCAAAUUGGGUAUAACUGUGACAAUAGUAGUACUCCCGUUUCAAAAUUGAACAAAACAUCAAAAUACAGGGAAGGGGACUUCUCCCAAAGCUCAAAGAGUAGUAUUGGUGACUAUAGCAGUAGCACUACUUUAAGCGAAGAGAGCAAUCUAAGUGCGCCUUGUUCUGGCAUCAGACCGCACAUGUCUAAGGAUGCAAGAUGGGAGGCUAUCAACCAGGUGAAGAAGCAGCAUGGAUUCCUAGGUUUGGGUCAUUUCAAUCUACUGAAGAAGUUGGGUUGUGGAGAUAUUGGUACAGUCUAUCUUGCCGAGCUGAUAGGAACAAAUUGCUUAUUUGCAAUAAAGGUUAUGGAUAACGAAUUUUUGGCCAGAAGGAAGAAGACACCAAGGGCACAAACCGAAAGAGAGAUCUUAAGAAUAUUGGAUCAUCCUUUUCUCCCAACAUUGUAUGCACAGUUUACAUCUGAUAACUUAUCGUGCUUAGUUAUGGAGUUCUGUCCGGGUGGGGAUCUGCAUGUCCUCCGACAAAAGCAGCCAAACAGAUAUUUUCCCGAACCAGCAGCAAGGUUUUAUGUUGCUGAAGUCCUCCUUGCUUUAGAAUAUUUGCAUAUGCUGGGUGUGGUUUACCGUGAUUUGAAACCGGAAAACAUUAUGGUACGUGAAGAUGGUCACAUAAUGCUCACGGAUUUUGACCUGUCGCUGAGAUGCUCAGUUAACCCGACUCUUCUGAAAUCGUCCUCUUGGGCAUUGGAGCCUGCUAGGAUUUCUGGUCCCUGCGCUGGAUCCAACUGCAUUGAUCCUUUUUGUGCUGGACCAUCGUGCAAAGUUUCGUGCUUUAGCCCUAGGAUCUUACCCGCCACCACGAGAGUAAGAAAACUAAAAGCUGAAGCUGCAGCGUUCAACAGAUCAUUGCCACAGCUCGUAGUUGAGCCAGUAGAGGCUCGAUCGAACUCUUUUGUUGGCACACACGAGUACUUGGCUCCAGAAAUCAUCAAAGGGGAGGGCCACGGGAGUGCAGUCGAUUGGUGGACACUCGGAGUGUUUCUUUACGAACUUCUCUAUGGCAGGACGCCAUUCAAAGGCGCGGGAAAUGAAGAAACUCUGGCCAAUGUGGUCUUGCAGAGCCUCAGAUUUCCCGAUGGCCCCAUGGUUAGUUUCCAGGCGAGGGACUUAAUCAGAGGGCUCUUGGUGAAGGAACCCGAGAACCGGUUAGGAUCAGAAACAGGAGCUGCUGAGAUUAAACGACACCCGUUCUUCGAUGGCCUGAACUGGGCAUUGAUACGCUGCGCCAUACCCCCUCAGGUACCCGAUCUAUGUGAUCUCGAGGUCCCAAAUAUGGCGUUUCACGCCAAAAACAAGAAGUUCCUUGAGUGCAGUGGCACAGGAGAGCAUAUAGAAUUUGACUUGUUCUAGCAAUAACCCAAUGCUCUCUUUACUGUCUGGUUAGGAAGUGCCCUUCAUGUUUCCCCCCAUGCCUGUACCUUACAGUCUUAUAUUAUAAUGUAAAUGUUGAGAACAAGCCGGAAUUUUCACCCUUCGGAUACAAGGAAAUCAUUUGAUCCUUGAGAAAAAUUGUAGUUA